Oryzias melastigma (Indian medaka) is the source of this 1528-nucleotide messenger RNA. RefSeq names its product saccharopine dehydrogenase-like oxidoreductase. The transcript is spliced from 12 exons. Bases 117 to 1400 code for a protein of 427 amino acids. Lineage: Eukaryota; Metazoa; Chordata; Actinopteri; Beloniformes; Adrianichthyidae. Gene Ontology annotation, biological process: glycolipid biosynthetic process. The record is from RefSeq and is a predicted model, not a curated record. Gene Ontology annotation, cellular component: lipid droplet; plasma membrane; mitochondrion.
AGCUGCGCUGUAAAAGCGCGCAGUCCACUGCGCACAGCCCUCUGUCAAACUGAAGUCGACAAGAGAGAGGCUUGGUCUUCGCAUUGAGCUCCUCUGUCAUAUUCUCUACAGUAGCCAUGGCACGCGUCGAUACAUCCACAAGCAGACCCUACCACCUGGUUAUCUUUGGAGCCACCGGCUUCACGGGGCAGUUCGUGGUGGAGGAAGUAGCGCGGACUGUGUCUGAAGGUCCGGGUGGGAACCUGAAAUGGGCCGUGGCAGGCAGGAGCAAGCAGAAGCUGGAAAAAGUUCUGGAAAAGGCCGCCGGAGUUCUGAGUAAGCCUGAACUGAGGACAGAAGUGGACAUACUAGUUGCAGAUGUAGCAGAGGAAGACUCCCUGGCAGCCAUGUGCAAACAGGCUGUCAUUGUUCUUAACUGUGUUGGGCCUUACAGAUUCUAUGGUGAGCCGGUGGUCAAAGCUUGUGUGGAGAAUGGAGCCCACCACAUCGACAUCAGCGGAGAGCCACAGUUUCUGGAGGGCAUGCAGUUGAACUACAGCAGCCAGGCUGCUGAGAAGGGUGUGUACAUCAUCGGGAGCUGCGGGUUCGACUCCAUCCCUGCAGACAUGGGAGUUCUUUUCACCAGAGACCAGUUUAAGGGGACUUUGACAUCAGUUGAGAGUUUUCUGACCGUUGGCUCAGGACCAGAUGGUGGGUGUAUCCAUGAUGGCACAUGGCAGUCUGCCAUCUAUGGCUUUGCUGACAGUCAGAACUUGCGGAACCUCAGGAGGAAGUUUAAUCACAAACCUCUACUCCCCGUAGGACCAAAGCUGAAACCCAGGGGAGCUCUGUUCUAUAGUAAUGAGAUCCAGCAGUAUGCAAUCCCCUUCAUGGGUUCUGAUCCCUCUGUUGUCAAGCGGUCUCAGCGGUUCCUUGUAGAAGAGCAUAAGGCCACCCCGGUCCAGUACGGAGCAUAUGCUGGAGUUGGAGGUUUAGGGAACACGAUCAAGUUGAUGUUUGCUGGAAUGAUGUUCCUGCUUUUAGUCAAGUUCAGUUUUGGACGCAACCUGCUCAUCAAGUACCCAGAAUUCUUCUCUUUUGGCGCUUUCACAAAGGCCGGACCAACUAGAAAGCAGAUGGAGGGCUCAUCUUUCCAAAUGGCUUUCCAUGGAGUGGGCUACACAGAGGAGCAGGACCCCUCCCAGGACAAACCCACCACCAAGAUCCGCACUCUGGUUCAGGGACCAGAGGCUGGCUAUGUGGCCACGCCCAUCGCCAUGGUGCAGUCUGCUCUAACGAUUCUCAACGAACCUGCAGCUCUGCCCAAGAAGGGAGGAGUUUACUCUCCAGGAGCUGCUUUUUCUAAAACCACACUCGUCAACCGCCUCAACAAACAUGGCAUCCAGUUCUCUGUUAUCUAAAGCCCGCCCCCUUUCCCCUCAACGCCGUCUUUUAGGUUUCUGUUUGCACUAAUAUUCAUACUAAUAAAAGAAACAUUUCCAGCUUUAGAAAAGAAUAGGUUUUGAUAAAGAACGGUUUAGACAAACCA